Molecule: messenger RNA, 1303 nt
Organism: Nothoprocta perdicaria
Lineage: Eukaryota; Metazoa; Chordata; Aves; Tinamiformes; Tinamidae
Gene: PYCR1
Product: pyrroline-5-carboxylate reductase 1
Exons: 7
Coding region: 180-1136 (318 amino acids)
Biological process (GO): L-proline biosynthetic process
Molecular function (GO): pyrroline-5-carboxylate reductase activity
Source: RefSeq, a predicted model, not a curated record
CCGCCCCGCUGCCACGCGUCCCUGCCGCAGUCCGCUCGGUGCGCGACCACGUGGGCGGCGACGCGGUGACAGGCGAGCUCGGCGGGAGUGGACCUGAGCCGAGCCGACCAGAACAGAGUAGAACCGAACCGAACCGAACCGAACCGAACCGAACCGACUCGAGCCGCGCUGCCGGCGCCAUGAGCGUGGGCUUCAUCGGCGCCGGGCAGCUCGCCUUCGCCCUGGCGCGGGGCUUCACGGCGGCGGGGAUCCUGGCGGCGCACAAGAUCACCGCGAGCUCCCCGGACACCGAGCUGCCCACCGUGAGCGGGCUGCGGAAGAUGGGCGUGAACUUCACGGUGAGCAACAAGGACACGGUGAAGAGCAGCGACGUCCUCUUCCUGGCUGUGAAGCCCCCCAUCAUCCCCUUCAUCCUGGACGAGGUCGGCCCCGACAUCGAGGCCCGCCACAUAGUGGUCUCCUGCGCAGCCGGUGUCACCAUCAGCUCCAUCGAGAAGAAACUGUCCACCUUUUGCCCCACACCAAAAGUGAUCAGGUGCAUGACCAACACCCCUGUGAUUGUCCGGGAAGGUGCUACAGUCUAUGCCACUGGGACUCACGCUGAUGUGGAGGAUGGGAAGCUCCUGGAACAGCUGAUGGCCAGUGUAGGCUUCUGCACCGAAGUGGAGGAAGACCUGAUAGACGCUGUAACGGGGCUUAGUGGCAGUGGCCCUGCGUAUGCAUUCACUGCCCUGGAUGCCCUGGCAGAUGGAGGAGUGAAGAUGGGACUUCCCCGCAGGCUGGCCGUUCGGCUUGGAGCCCAGGCGCUGCUGGGUGCUGCCAGAAUGCUGUUGGAGUCUGAGCAGCACCCGAGUCAGCUGAAGGACAAUGUCUGCUCGCCCGGGGGAGCCACCAUCCAUGCCCUGCACUUUCUGGAGAGUGGCGGUUUUCGCUCGCUCCUCAUUAAUGCCGUGGAGGCUUCCUGCAUCCGGACAAGGGAGCUACAGCAUUUGGCAGACCAAGAGACGAUCUCCCCAGCAGCCAUAAAGAAGACUUUAUUGGAUAAGGUCAAGCUCGAGUCUCCUUCUCUGUCUGUGGCAUCUGCCCACAAAGUCAGUCUGUUCAACACUAAGAACCCUAGCAGCAAGAAGAACUGACGAGGCUACUGUAGUCUGGAUGUGCUGAUCAUCAGUCUCCUAUAUGCCCUUCUCGGUCUAAGUAAAAAUUCACGGUCUGAAUGUUGGUGUCCCCCAUACCUGGCUCUCAGCUUGCAGUAGCUGUGGGCAGCAUGAGGCUGUAGAAGAGGGUCUAACCUCUGGUGUGA